GACUCAUUUCAUUCUCUAUUUCAUUCCAUCGAUAGCGCAUCCCAUUUUGUUGCUUGGGCUUGUGAUAGUAGCAUACUUUAGUGUUUCUCAAGCAGAAAAUGCCUUCUCACAGUAUUGGAAAGAACAUAUUGGUCUUCCACAGCCUCCACAUUGGUUAGUUACAAAGGCUUCUCCAUUAAACCUCCAUCAAGUCUCAUUGUUUAUGAAACUAAUAGAAAAAAAUGAAUUGAUUUCCCACAUGGAUUCAUUCUGUAAGCAAGCUAAUGUUUCUUGUUCUACAAAUGCGCUAGCGAAGAAGACGACGAAUGGCACAACCCUACCACUAAUAGUCCCUUGUAAUGCUGAUAAAGUGAAAUACCACUUUCAGUUGCCAGCCAAGGUGGAUUGCCAUAUUUUCAAAAAUCAAUGGUGAAAAAGGGAGGUUUCAUGCCAAUCCCUAAUCUAAGGGACCCGAUGUCAUAUAAAUCAUUCUUGCCAAGACCUCUAGCAUUAAAAUUUCCAUUUUCCUUAGCCAAAAUCAAGGAAUUGAAGAAGCUUUUUAUUGUGGAUGAUGAAUCAAUUAUGGAUGAGUAUAUUGAAGGUACCCUUAAGGUAUGUGAUGAUAUGAGCCCCAUUCGAGGGGAGAAGUGCACUUGUGCAACUUCAGCUGAGGAUCUCGUCGAUUUUGUUGUCAAGAAGUUAGGGAAACAUGUACGCCUCUGGAGUACUGAGAGUGUUGAAGGAUCUUGCGAGAAUGUCACAAUUGGAGCUGUGAAACUAAUCUAUGGAAACCUCUUUGAACCACCAAUCUUAUGUCAUAGUCAGCCAUUUCCAUUUCAAGUUUAUUAUUGCCAUGUGUUACCGAAAGUAAAAGUAUAUGCAGUUGAUAUACAUGCUUCGAAAAAAGUGAAUCAUGUGAUCAUGGCAUGCCAUUAUGAUACAUCAACUUGGAAUCCAAACCAUCUUGCUUUUAAGCUUCUAGGUUUUGGCCCAAGCCUAAUUGAAGUUUGUCACUGGAUAAACGAGAAUGGAAUAGUUUAGACAAAAACUCUAGGUUGAGCAGCAUUUGGAGAAUUGAUUAUCUACCAAUUCUCUUAUUGUGAUACAUGUACUUAUUGCUUAUGCUAUUUGAAGGGUAAAUAAAUACUUAAUUUGGUUGUUUCUUA
Macadamia integrifolia is the source of this 1145-nucleotide messenger RNA. Its product is annotated as polygalacturonase-1 non-catalytic subunit beta-like. Bases 406 to 1020 code for a protein of 204 amino acids. NCBI's taxonomy places the organism in Eukaryota, Viridiplantae, Streptophyta, Magnoliopsida, Proteales, Proteaceae. The transcript has 2 exons. The record is from RefSeq and is a predicted model, not a curated record.